This is a messenger RNA of Dunckerocampus dactyliophorus (ringed pipefish), 1377 nucleotides long. RefSeq names its product translocase of inner mitochondrial membrane 10 homolog B (yeast) (gene timm10b). Lineage: Eukaryota; Metazoa; Chordata; Actinopteri; Syngnathiformes; Syngnathidae. The coding region runs from base 193 to 519 and encodes 108 amino acids. Gene Ontology annotation, cellular component: mitochondrial intermembrane space chaperone complex. The record is from RefSeq and is a predicted model, not a curated record. The transcript has 3 exons.
AGCCGGAAGCUUUUGCAGCCGGGUGAGACGCGGCUUCACGUGAAUGUCAUGUCCUUUGACAAACUCGUCUUGUUCAGAAUGAAAUGUAAAUAACUCACAAGAAGGUUGUGUUUAAAGGGCUUAUCUUGCGAAGUUGGCGAAACGCGUACGCCGGCAAUGUUAUUUUAGCUAACACACUAGCUACAUUAGACGAUGGACCAGGACCAGCAACUGAGAAAUCUGCGUGAUUUUCUUCUGGUUUACAACCGUAUGACUGAGAUCUGCUUUCAGCGAUGCACCAGCAAUUUUAACUACAGGAACCUCACCAUGGACGAGGAGCGUUGUGUGGACAACUGUGCAGGGAAACUGAUCCGCUCCAACCACCGCCUGAUGGCCACCUACGUGCAGCUGAUGCCCCGGCUAGUGCAGCGGCGAAUGGAGGAGAUGGAGAGCAAGGCUGCCGCGAAUAGAACGGAAGAAGCAUCCGCAGCUGAUGCUCUCGCUACCAUAGAGGCAGCACCGGUAUCUAUCACCGACUGAGACAUGACGGCUCAAAUGCUUCCCAAAGCUGGCGCCAAACGCUUACAAAGCAGACUUUUCCAGUGGGUGGCACACAAAUGGAUAGUUUCUGACUGCAGGAACAGCGCAGGCUGCAAAUGUGCCACAAUUUUAUGUGAUGCUUUGCUGCUGCUGUUUUUGUUUUUUUUUCUUCUUCAGGUUGCAAUUUUAUUUGGAUUAUGUUAAAAUUGUGUAUUUGUAACAGUGCUUGACAUCUGAAAGUGACGCAAAUGUCUCUAUUUUGUUGACGUGAUCACAUUUUUUUAAAUACACAAUUUUUUUUGUAGAGCGUGACAGGGACUUAAGAAUAUAUCCACAACAGGGACCAACCAGUCAUGUUGCGUGAGCAACAGAAGGAGGAUUGAAAUGUGUGAAAUGUCAGGGUGUUUUUUUUUCUUCUUUGAAAGAUGAAUCAUAAUAUGACUAGAACAUGACAGCUUACUGGCACCUCGCUGCUGAAAAUUAUACAUUUUAAGUCCUCAUGGGAUUGAUCAGUUAUGCAUAAUUCAUGAACUACAUGCACAUUUGGCAUCCUGCAAAACUAUUUAACUUUAAAAAAAAGACUAAAAUCACAUUGUGAAUUAAAAUAAACUGGAAUGGAGAAAAUGUAUUUCUAUAUAGUCAAAUGAAUUGUGUACUUACAGUAUUAUACUACAGUUAAUACUCAACAAGGAAAAAGUGGCAUUUUCUGCUAUUUUUGGGUCCUGCCAAGACCCCUGAUGAAACUUUGGGAGGUUUCCUUCGCCUCCCGGACCCUGAAAGUGCAGUUGAAGCGUCACGAAAAAAUUAAAUUUUUGACAGCUGCUCCUGAAUAAAUUACUGAAAAUUGACCCCUCGGAG